Malurus melanocephalus (red-backed fairy wren) is the source of this 1317-nucleotide messenger RNA. It is a transcript of the gene PSMC6, whose product is annotated as proteasome 26S subunit, ATPase 6. Lineage: Eukaryota; Metazoa; Chordata; Aves; Passeriformes; Maluridae. The coding region runs from base 68 to 934 and encodes 288 amino acids. Gene Ontology annotation, cellular component: proteasome regulatory particle, base subcomplex; cytosolic proteasome complex. The record is from RefSeq and is a predicted model, not a curated record. Gene Ontology annotation, molecular function: ATP hydrolysis activity; ATP binding; proteasome-activating activity. The transcript is spliced from 10 exons. Gene Ontology annotation, biological process: positive regulation of RNA polymerase II transcription preinitiation complex assembly.
AAUUCUUUUUUUUUGGGGCUAGCUUGACAAGAGUAAGCUGAAGCCAGGGACGAGAGUUGCUCUGGACAUGACCACUCUGACUAUUAUGAGAUAUUUGCCCAGGGAAGUGGAUCCAUUGGUUUAUAACAUGUCUCAUGAAGACCCWGGAGAUGUUUCCUAUUCUGAGAUCGGGGGGCUGUCGGAACAAAUCCGAGAGUUACGGGAGGUCAUUGAACUGCCACUUACAAACCCAGAAUUAUUCCAGCGUGUGGGAAUUAUCCCUCCAAAAGGCUGCCUGCUCUACGGCCCCCCUGGUACAGGAAAAACCCUUUUGGCCAGAGCAGUUGCCAGCCAGCUGGAYUGCAACUUCCUCAAGGUGGUGUCGAGUUCCAUAGUGGACAAAUACAUCGGUGAGAGCGCUCGGCUGAUCCGAGAGAUGUUCAAUUAUGCCAGAGAUCAUCAGCCCUGCAUCAUUUUCAUGGAUGAGAUCGAUGCUAUUGGUGGGCGCCGCUUUUCCGAAGGCACAUCAGCUGAUAGAGAAAUUCAGAGGACUCUGAUGGAGUUGUUGAAUCAGAUGGAUGGAUUUGACACCCUGCACAGAGUUAAAAUGAUCAUGGCCACGAACAGACCUGACACCCUGGAUCCUGCCCUGCUGCGGCCCGGAAGGCUGGAUAGAAAAAUCCAUAUCGAUCUACCAAAUGAACAAGCCAGAUUAGAUAUUUUGAAGAUUCACGCAGGUCCUAUCACCAAACAUGGUGAAAUAGAUUAUGAAGCAAUCGUGAAGCUUUCAGAUGGCUUCAACGGAGCAGACUUGAGAAAUGUCUGUACUGAAGCAGGGAUGUUUGCGAUCCGUGCCGAUCAUGACUUYGUAGUUCAGGAAGAUUUCAUGAAAGCUGUCAGGAAAGUGGCUGAUUCCAAGAAGCUGGAGUCCAAACUUGACUACAAACCUGUGUAAAUGAACCAUAGAAUUUGUGAUUGAUUGUACACAUCCUACUGGGUUAAUGCAUAAAAAAAGGAGAGAAAUAAUGUACUUCUUGAUUAUCAUUGUAAGGUGUUUGUGUAGCAUGUAGCUAGUAAUUUUGGGAAUGCUAGUUGCAAGUUGGCUACAGGAGUGUGUUUUCUGUACAAUUCCGAAAUGCAACAUUCUUCACAGCCCAGGCUCAGUAAAACUGUAUGGAGAUGUGUUGUUCCCUUAGCAAUUAUGGUGGGAAUUUAUAAACGUGCCUGAAAGGAUCCGCAAACAGAAGAAAGUCAGUUCAUUUCUUGACUUUUUGUAUAUCGGUAAAUCUCCUUUCCCCAAACAGUUUAUGAAUAAAACCUGUUUAAAUCUGUUUAUCC